AUGUCAACGCUGCAUCUCUAUAACCUCACGCUCGAAGAACCGCAGAAAAUCAAUGAAUCUAUCGUUGGACAAUUCAGUGGCUCUAAAUCUCAGGAGAUUGCAAUUAACAAAUCUAAUAUCCUUGAAAUCUACAAACUCAAUCUCGAUACGAUAAAACUAGAGCUCAUUACAAGCUACAGGCUGUUCAGUAUUAUUAGAUCCAUUCAAUCUUUCAAGUUAACUGGCUCGAAGAAAGAUUUCAUCGUCCUUACCUCCGACUCUGGUAAUCUCACCGUCCUCGAAUUGGUCGCUGAGAAGCUCGUCGUUUUACAUUGUGAAACUUACGGUAAAUCUGGCAUCAGGAGGAUCAUCCCUGGACAGUUCCUCACCUGUGAUCCUAAAGGUAGAUCCCUGAUGAUUGCUUCCCUCGAUAAAUCCAAGUUGGUUUACAUUCUAAAUAGGGAUAACCACGCUAAUCUCACUCUCUCAUCUCCAUUAGAAGCUAACAGAUCUCACUGUAUCACUCACCAUAUCUCUGCCGUUGACACUGGCUACGAAAACCCUCAAUUCGCCGCUUUAGAAACUGAUUACGAGGAAUUAGACCAAGAUCCAUCUGGUGAAGCACUCAUUAACAGCAACAAACUCAUCACUUUCUAUGAACUCGACUUGGGCCUUAAUCAUGUUCUCAAAAAAUGGUCUGAACCCACUGACCCCAAAGCAAACAUGUUGAUUCAAGUUCCUGGUGGCCAAUCUGCCUCCACAGACGCUUUCGAUGGUCCUUCUGGCGUACUUAUAGCUACCGUUGACUAUCUCAUUUGGUAUAGACCCCAAGCUGAUCCACAUAGGGUACCCAUCCCAAAGAGAGACCAUCCCCUCGACAAUAACUCUUCAGAGGGAACCAUCAUUAUAUCAGCCGUACUGCAUAAGAUGAAGGGCGCUUUCUUCUUCUUAUUGCAGUCUGAGCAAGGCGAUAUAUUCAAACUCACCAUGGAACUAAAUGGCGAGGAUGUUAUCAGCAUGCGCAUCAAGUACUUUGACACCAUCCCCCCUUCAACCUCCCUCAAUAUUCUCAAAUCCGGUUAUUUAUUUGCAUCAAGUGAAUUCUCCAAUCACAAGCUUUAUCAAUUCCAAAAGUUAGGCGACGACGAUAACGAGCUCGAAUAUUCCUCCUCAAGUUAUGAAAACAACGGCAUGCCAUCCUUGGAAAAUCCACUUCCAAUCGAUUCUGUUUAUUUCACCCAGCGUCCACUCGACAACUUAGUUCCAGUAGAUGACAGACAAUCACUCGCCCCGAUAUUAGAUGCCAAAGUGCAGUCCAUCUACUCCGGAGAUACUCCUCAAAUUUACACUGCAUCAGGUGUUGGCUCACGCUCUACACUUAGAGUUAUGAGACAUGGUUUAGAUGUCGUUGAAGCUGUUAGCUCAGAGCUGCCUGCACCACCUAAUGGUAUUUGGACACUCAAGCAAACCUCUAGUGAUAGUUAUCACUCCCUCAUUGUCCUCUCCUUUGUCAACGGUACUUUAGUCUUGGGUAUUGGCGAGUCUAUAGAGGAAGUUUCUGAUACAGGGAUGGAUACUUCCGCCUCUACUCUCUCGGUUGACCAGAUGGGCGAUGAUACUAUUCUCCAGGUCGUUCCUCAUGGCAUCAGGCAUAUCCUUGGUGACAAGCGCGUCAAUCAAUGGAAAGCACCAUCAGGUACUUAUGUUACAGCCUCAACAACCAACUCACGCCAAGUUUGCAUCGCUCUGUCUAAUGGGGAAUUAAUAUACUUUGAGAUGGACAAUGCAGGCCAACUCAACGAAUUUCAAGACCGCAAAAGUAUGGAAUCAACAGUGUCAACAAUUUCUAUUGGUGAGGUACCAGAAGGUAGACAGCGUUGUCCAUUCCUCGCUUUAGGAUGUGAUGAUCAGACAGUCAGAAUAAUAUCACUCGACCCAGAAAGCACACUCGAGGUCGUAUCAGUACAAGCAGUAACAGCGCAACCUUAUUCCAUCUGUGUUGCUGAGAUCUUCGAUAAGAGUUUAGACAAGUACAAUCCUACUUUAUUCGUCAACAUUGGUUUGAUGAACGGUGUUCUGCUUCGAACAGUGUUGGAUACAGUCAAUGGUAGUUUGACAGAUACUAGAACUCGAUUUUUGGGUAACAAGCCAGUAAGCCUACGUCGAGUCAUGGUUGACAAGCAACAAGCUGUGCUGUCUUUAUCGACGCGUACACACCUGAAUUAUGCUCACGGAGAUCAAAUGUACUUUACUCCUCUUCUUUACGAACCGCUCGACCAAGUCAGCUCAUUCAACGCAGAGUUGUGUCCGGAUGGUUUGAUCGGUAUCAGUGAUACAGUUCUGAGGAUUUUCACACUCCCCAACAUUGGACAGAGAAUGAAGCAGGAUAGUGUUGGAUUGUCAUACACACCUAGGAAAUUACUAUUACACCCAACGGCACCAUUUUUCCUCACCAUCGAAAGCGAUCAUCGCACUAUUAGCAAGGGAAGACAAAGCGAGCUUUUGACACAAAAGGGCUACAAUCCAUCUGCUUAUCAUCACAACAGUCUGCAGUUUGGUAAUAUUCGCACGGAAGCUGGUGACUGGGCAAGUUGCGUGAGAUUGAUAGAUCCAGUUACACUCAACACGGUCAACAAAGUUGAAUUAGACAACAACGAAGCAGCUUUCAGCGCUGAAUUUGUGCAGUGGAUUGGUCAAGAAGAUGAAGUGCACCUGGUUGUUGGUACAGCGAAAGAUAGAGUAAUGAUGCCUCAAUCGCACAAAGAAGCAUAUUUGAGAGUCUAUAAGGUCACGGAUGAUAGUCAACUGGAGCUGCUUCACAAGACGGACGUUGAUGACGUGCCCUACGCACUGCACGCGUUUAAAGGCCGUUUAUUGGCAGGCGUUGGUAAGGCUUUGAGACUCUACGAACUCGGUAAAAAGAGACUGCUUCGUAAAUGCGAGAACAAGUCAUUUGCGGCAGGCGUCGUUAAUCUCAACGUAAUUGGAUCUAGAAUAUACGUUGGUGAUAUGCAAGAAUCAGUUUCUUUCGCUGUUUACAAAGCACCAGAGAAUCGUCUGCUGGUGUUCGCCGAUGACAUACUGCCGAGAUGGACAACAACAGCAACACCAGUUGAUUAUGAUACAGUCGCGGGUGGGGAUAAGUUUGGCAAUAUAUUCGUAACUAGAGUCGAUAGAUCAACAUCUGACUGGGUCGACGAAGAUGAAAGCGGUGGUGGAUUGAUGCAUUCAAGAGGAUUGUAUCAUGGUGCUCCAAAUAGAUCUAGACUGUUGGCGCAUUUCCACGUUGGGGAUAUUAUCACCAGUAUAACUAGAUCUCAGUUGAGUGCUGGUGGUAGAGACGUACUUGUGUACACUGGCCUGCACGGCACAGUUGGAAUGAUAGUACCAUUUGCUAGCAAGGAGGACAUUGAAUUCAUGUCAACAUUAGAGCUGCAUAUGCGUCAAGAAGCUCCAAGCUUGGUUGGUAGAAAUCAUCUCGGCUUUAGAAGUUACUACGUACCAUGCAAAGCAUUCGUCGAUGGUGACUUGUGUGAACUCUACGCAGGCCUGCCUGUUACGAAGCAACAAGUGAUUGCAAAUGAACUGGAUAGAACAUCUGGUGAAGUACUGAAGAAAAUAGAGAGUCUAAGAUCAUCUGCUGGGUUCUGA
Molecule: messenger RNA, 3630 nt
Organism: Wallemia ichthyophaga EXF-994
Lineage: Eukaryota; Fungi; Basidiomycota; Wallemiomycetes; Wallemiales; Wallemiaceae
Product: Pre-mRNA-splicing factor RSE1
Exons: 4
Coding region: 1-3630 (1209 amino acids)
Biological process (GO): mRNA splicing, via spliceosome
Cellular component (GO): U2 snRNP; nucleus
Molecular function (GO): U2 snRNA binding; protein binding
Source: RefSeq, a predicted model, not a curated record